This is a messenger RNA of Oncorhynchus nerka (sockeye salmon), 3742 nucleotides long. Its product is annotated as paraneoplastic antigen Ma6E-like. The transcript is spliced from 3 exons. The record is from RefSeq and is a predicted model, not a curated record. Bases 2866 to 3507 code for a protein of 213 amino acids. Lineage: Eukaryota; Metazoa; Chordata; Actinopteri; Salmoniformes; Salmonidae.
CUUAACCCUCUACAGACUGUGUCUCAGGCCACUUAACUAAGUUUUCACUGGUCAUGUCAGCUCUGACUCAUUUCUCUAUGCUUUCAGUAUUUAACUCUGUUGUUUUACAGAGCUGACUUAGCAACAAAGGUCUCUUAGGACCCAUGAACAUGUCAGGUCUUUACAUUUUAGCAGACACUCUUAUCCAGAGUGGCUUACAGUAGUGAGUGCAUACAAAAAUAAAAAUACUUAAUAAAAAUACACAGAAAAUACUUAAGUACUACUAUACUUUACUACUUAUAUUUUUGACAACUUCUACUUUUACUCCACUUCAUUCCUAAAGACAAUAAAGUACUUUUUUACUCCUUACAUUUUCCCUGACACCCAAAAGUAUUAGUUACAUUUGGAAUACAUAGCAGGACAUAAGACAUUUUCAAUUAUUUAUACUUUUACUUUUGACACUUAAGUACAUUUAAAACCAAAUACUUUCAGACUUUUACUCAAGUAGUAUUUUACUGGGUGACUUUUUUACUUUUACUUGAGUCAUUUUCUUUUCAGGUAGCUUUACUUUUACUCAAGUAUGACAAUUGGGUACCACUGACAUUUUCACACUUUUUCCAUACCGGUCCCCCUUGGGAAUCGAACACACAACCCUGGGUUGCAAGCAUCAUGCUCUACCAACUGAGCCACACGGGACCAGUUCAUCAAAUCUGCUGAUUGGAUCACAGCCCACCACACACCCUAUUACUGAUCGCUUGUCUCUCUACUCUUGAGGGGGUGCGAUUCAUUCGGACAGCCUACUCUUAGGAACCAAAAACCAGACACAAUCAGGGUAGUCUCCCCAGACAGACAGGCUGCCUCACACAAUUUAACAAUAUUUCAUCAUAUACGAUUGCCCAAGUGCCUGCGUUGGUUGGGGAGAGAAGAGUAGGCGGAAAUGGAACGCACACAGGAAAUCGUCCAGAGCCUUAUCGGUUAAUUUCCUGACAUAAAAAUGUCAACUGGAAACAACAUUGAUGGAGCUCGCAGACAAUAUUUUCAAAGAGUGCAUUUCCAAAGACUGGAAGGAUCACCAGCACAACUGCUGCCAGACCGGUGGGGCUGUGGCUGUCCAGGAGAAUGUGUCCAUGUCAACCAUAGACACUCACAGACACCCAAACAGACUCUGUAAAAAAAAAGCAAAGCUCUCCUUUCAACACCGCAGCGACUUGAGCAUGGCUUCCGAUUCUGACCUCAGCAAGUUGUAACGGAGGGGACUGCUAGAAGAAGAGCAGAAAGAAGGGAACACAUUGCUACUUUGGCACAACGUCUAGAAACUACGUGUGCAAGGUCAUAAUCAGCUUAUUGCACCCUGAGAGCAGAGACGCCUAGUUUGUGCACAAGUAUAAAGAGUGCUGAAGGGGAAGCACCCAUUCAGAGCUUCUGACAGAGAUUGUUGUAACCUCUCCGGCCGAUAUCAAUAAAGAUCUGUUCAUUUAACUUUGACUUGGAGUCCUUAGGUGUUAAUUUCCACGACAGUCUCUUUUCCAAAUGCGCCCUGUAUGAUACGGUAUAUGGUAAGCACAAAUAAAACAUCACAAAUCAGUUACAUUUUAUAAGUCCUCAAUCAAUACUUUAAACUGUCCGAAUGGCAACAGAACAUAAAGAUUAAAUGUAUUUUGAAUUUUGUUCCAGCAAUAAUGUCACGUUCUGACCUUAGUUCCUUUGUUAUGUCUUUGUUUUAGUUUGGUCAGGGUGUGAGCUGGGUGGGUAGUCUAUGUUGUGUUUAUGUGUUUGUCUCUGAUUGAGAAUCAUACUUAGGUAGCCUGUUUUCCCCCAUUUUAGUUGUGGGUGAUUAUUUUCUGUUUAGUUUUUUUCGUCACCUUACAGAACUGUUUCGGUUUCGUUUCAUUCUCUUUGUUAUUGUGUUUAGUGUUCUGAGUUUAAAUAAAUAUGAUCAUGAACACUUACCAGGCUGCGCUUUGGUCCUCCUCUCCUUCCACCGAAGACAACCGUUACAGAAUCACCCACCACAACUGGACCAAGCAGCAUGGUCACCAGGAGCAGAGGGUUCUGGACUCCUGGACAUGGAAGGAGAUUUUGGACGGAAAGGGACCCUGGGCACAGGCUGGGGCACACAGGGAGUGUGGCUAAGUCAGGUAUGAGACCUGAGUCAACUCCCCGUGCUUACCUUGGAGAGAGGUGGACCGGGCAGGCACCGUGUUAUGCCGUGAGGUGCACGGUGUCCCCAGUGCGCAGGCAUAGCCCGGUGCGCUACAUCUUAGCGCUUCGUAUCGGCGGGCUAGAGUGGGUAUCGAGCCAGGUGCUAUGAAACCGGCUCAGCGCAUCUGGCCUCCAGUGCGUCUCCUCGGCCUGGGGUAUAUGGCACUAGCCCUACGCACGGUGUCCCCGGUUCGCCAGCACAGCCCAGUGCGGUCUGUUCCACCCCGCCGCACUGGCCGGGCUACGGGAGUAUCCAGCCAGGACAGGUUCUGCAGGCUCGGUGCUCGAGACCUCCAGUGCGUCUCCACGGUCCGGUCCAUCCGGUGCCUCCUCCACGCACCAGGCCUCCGGUGGAAGCCCCAUGCACAAGGCUGUCUCUCCGUCUCCUCCCUCCGGGUGCUCCUUCAUGUCCAGCGCUUCCAGGUGCUCCCGCCUGUCCAGCGCUGCCAGAGUCUCCCUCCUGUCCAGCGCUGCCAGAGUCUCCCUCCUGUCCAGCGCUGCCAGAGUCUCCCUCCUGUCCAGCGCUGCCAGAUUCUCCCUCCUGUCCAGAGCUGCAAGUCAGUCAGGAGCUGCCAGAGACGCAAGUCAGUCAGGAGCUGAGGGAGCCGCCCGUCUGUCCUGAGCCCUGCUCUCCAGAUAUCCUGCGUCGGCUCUGCGCACUGGGUCCCCCUCACUGGGUCUCCCAUGUGUCUGCACAGCCCAGUGCGUCCUGUGCCUGCGUCCUGCACGUGCCGGGCUAAAAUCACCAUCCAGCCAGGACGGGUUGUGCAGGCCCUUAGUUCGAGACCUCCAGUGCGCCUCCACCACGCCUCCACGGCACGGUCUAUCCUGUGCCUCCAUUCCUCCAGGUUCUCCCACCUGUCCGGGGCAGCCAGAGCCGCCCGUCAGUCAGGAGCUGCCGGAACCGCCCUUCACUCCGGUGCUGCCGGAAUCGCCCUUCACUCCGGUGCUGCCGGAAUCGCCCUUCACUCCGGUGCUGCCGGAAUCGCCCUUCACUCCGGAGCUGCCGGAAUCGCCCUUCACUCCGGAGCUGCCGGAAUCGCCCUUCACUCCGGAGCUGCCGGAAUCACCCUUCACUCCGGCGCUGUCGGAAUCUCCCUUCACUCCGGCGCUGCCGGAGUCUCACUUCACUCCAGCGCUGCCGGAGUCUCCCACCUAUCCGGCGCUGCCGGAAUCUCCCGUCCGUCCGGUGCUGCCGGAAUCUCCCGUCCAUUUGGGACCCGCGGCAAGGGUCCCCAGUCCGAGGCGAGGGUCGCCGUUCCCAAGGUGCCACUUAAGUGGGUUAGGCAACUCAGGUGUCUAUACUUCAACAGCAAAGUUAGAUAAGACAGAAGUUUUUAACAACACACACCUGUUAAAUUAAAUGCAUUCCAGUUGACUACCGCAUGUUGCUGGUUGAGAUAAUGUCAAGUGUGUGCAAAGCUGUCAUCAAGGCAAAGGGUGGCUACUUUGACGAAUCUCAAAUAUGUUUAACACUUUUUUUGGUUACUACAUGAUUCAAUGUGCUAUUUCAUGGUUUUGUUGUAGAAAAAAAUACAAAUAAAGAAAACCCUUGAAUGAG